This is a messenger RNA of Penicillium oxalicum, 1716 nucleotides long. RefSeq lists its product as uncharacterized. The record is from RefSeq and is a predicted model, not a curated record. The transcript has 9 exons. Lineage: Eukaryota; Fungi; Ascomycota; Eurotiomycetes; Eurotiales; Aspergillaceae. The coding region runs from base 1 to 1716 and encodes 571 amino acids. Gene Ontology annotation, biological process: amino acid transmembrane export from vacuole.
AUGAAAGCUAUAGGGAAUUGCGACUCGGGGGCACACACAACGGUGGAAGUGGCCCCGGUAUUGUUCACGCCGCCGGAGCCUGAGCCUACACUCGAGGAGUAUGAGCGGCUAUUUGGAGUCGAUGAGGAUGCCUAUGAGCAGCCUACCACAACCAGAAAGGAACUUUGGUCCUACUAUCUCUACUACAAUGGCGACAAUGGGGUUGGCCCAGGCUCUUAUAGCCAAGCACUGUUUCAAUGGGCAUUGAACGGGGCUGGAUUUCAACCAAAUACAGAUCCACCACUACCUUGUACCAACUCCUCUGCAUGCGUGGUACCUUGGGCUGGUGGCACUCGAUCAAUCUCAUCGGUGAUUCUGAUUGCAAAUGGUCUCUGCUUCACCUUCAUGACAGUCAUCUUUGUCUGGCUAGGGAGUGCUGCUGACUACGGGUCCUUUGGUCGAUGGCUACUUCUUGUUCUGACGGUGAUCUGCUGGGCGCUACAGUACGGCAUGAUGGCCAUCCGCAAUCCAAGCCAGUGGCCUGCUGCGAUGGCAAUCUACGUUGUUGCGUACAUUUGUUAUGGGUCAACACUGGUCUUCUACGCUGCCGUGUUCCCUCGUUUGGCAAAAUACAUGCCGAACGUACGAGAAGCACGGGAAGAAGACUUGAGGGAAGGCAAAAUCGACCAAAAGGAAUACGACGUGAUUGAGUCACUGGAGCGCAACCACAUUAGUAAUAUUUCGACUGCUCACAGCAACAUUGGAUACCUGCUCACGCUGGUAUUGAAUUUGAGCGUUCUUUUGCCGAUGCAGCACAACCCAUUCUCGAACAAUCUGGCACUUUGCCUGACUAAUUCGUAUUGGGUCAUCUUAGGGAUAUGGUGGUUCCUCUUUCAGCAGAAGCGCCCUGGACCCUCCAUCCCCAGAGGCUCCAGUUACGCGACCAUUGGGUUCAAGCAGAUCUGGCUCGCAGUGCGCGAGAUUAGGUCUCUGCCGCAAACCUUUCUCUACUUUGUCGCUUAUUUCCUGCUUGCCGAUGGACUGAACACCACUGGAACUCUUGUCAGCAUCAUCCAGAAUGAUCAAAUUUCAUUCUCAUUUCUCCAAUUGACAUAUCUGGGGAUUGUCCAGGCGGCUUGCUCCAUUGCCUCGACGUUCGGAUUCUGGUAUAUUCAAAAGUACUUUAGAUUCACGACAAAGUCGAUGUUUCUUUUCACCAACUUUUUCACCGUCUUCAUACCCUUCUGGGGCAUGCUAGGACUCUGGACUCGUCGCAUUGGAUAUCACAAUACAUGGGAGUUUUAUUUCUACAAUGUUGUAUUUGGCCUCUUCCAGGCUCCCUACUACGCGUAUGCUCAAACCAUGGUCUCUGAAAUGAUUCCGAGUGGUUACGAUAACAUGUUCUUUGCGCUCUUCGGGAUAACCAAUCGCGCGUCCUCAAUCAUUGGACCCAAUGUCAUCCAAGCCAUUAUCAACGAGACACGAAACAACUGGAUGGGAUUCCCUUUUCUAUUCGCCAUUUGCGCGACGGCAAUGAUUGUGAUAUGCUUUGUGAACGUGGAAAAGGGCCGCGAGGACUGUAAAAAGUUCACUGAACGGCGCAAAGUCGAUCGGGUUGUAGCAGAGGUGGGUAUCAACGCCGACACAAUCGCCAAGGGCAAGGGACCAGCUGGGAAUGGGAAUGGGAAUGAGAGGGUUGAGUCGGCAAGAUCGGCAGCUCAGUUUGACGGCGAUUAA